AAGCACAAAAUUGCUUCCACGUGAAAUAGUUCUGAAAUAUUUGUUGAAAAAUAAACGCUUUUUAGAACGAAUAAAAAGAUGACAAGGUUUGCAAGAGCUGGGAAAAGAAAGUUUUUAGAAGCAUCAACUUGGGAUGAUUUGUCAGCAAGUAAGCUUGCUUUUUAUAAUUUGAAAUAAAAUUGGCAAAGUAUUUUGAUAAAUUUUUAACACAUCUGUGUUCACUGUAUAGACAAGCCAAGUGCAGAACCAUCGCCUCAAAAGGAUGAAGGUCACUUGUCAACUAAAAAGAAGAAAUUAUUUUCCAAAAAUAAGAAAGGUCACACACAAGAGAAAUCUGAGACAACCAUCCUAGAUCCUAAAAGGCAAAAACAAAUUGAAGCUCGAAGACUAAGAAGAAAAAAACAAAAGGUGAACAGAUUCAUUCACUUUUUUAUAAUUUAUUCAAGCUAUACCCCUGCAACAUUGCAUUUGAUAGAGUAAGGGGGACACAUCAUAUUCAAGCUUUGAAAAUGUCAAGCAUGUCAUUCCUUACGGCAAGAUAUUUAGAUUUAUUUUCGGAAAUAUUACACUUUACCGUACCAGAGUAAAUCACUGAAUACAUACACCAUCAAAGCAUGUGAUUAAAGAACUGGAAAACUCGCCAUGAGAAUACACGCCCAUCAAAUACUUGCAGUACACAGGUACGAUAAACUGUAAAGUACCCUAAUUUUCUUCGCUUGCUGGUUCACUUGCUGGCUUGUUUGCCAAAAGUAAAAUUCAUGAAAACGUCAAAGAAUAAAUAUGUUGACGCAUCUACCCACUCAAAACGUCAACUUGGUGUGGCAACUUGAAUAUGGAUAAAGUGAUGAAUUUGGGUGUAUUUGCUAGGACAUAUAUGUCAUAUAGGUAGGACAUAUCCACCCCGUACAUAAAUUCUGUCCUCUGCCUUGCUUGGCUAUUGUUAUUUCCCUACUAAGGCCUCCCCACCCACUCACUUCACAUAUUUUUGCUCUCCCUCUCUAUCUUCUCUAUGUGUGAUUAUUAUAUGUCCUACCUCCUUAUGUUUUGGCCUCUUGUUGCUUGGUUUUGUUCUCCUUGUCCUGAGUAAGAUAUUAUUUUGUGUUUCAGUGUUGUUUCGUGUGCAGAGAACGUGGACAUCAAGCAUCAGAAUGUCCAAACAAGAAUGAUAUGAAGAUUGGAAGUUGUUUUAAAUGUGGAUCUUCUGAUCAUACAACCAAGAAAUGUAAAGCGAAUAUUGAUGAGAAGUCCGCAGGUGCUCAAAAAAUUACUCCUAUUAUAAUUGUAAAUAACUAAAUAUUUAAAAGUGAAGAAGUAUUUUGGCGAAAAUGUUAUGUCAAGAGAUUGGUCAUCUUGUUAGCUGUCAGUUAUUGAGCUCUCAAAAAUAUGUAUUUUCUUAUAUAUGCUGUUUCAAUUCCAGGAGCUUUUCCAUUUGCAAAAUGUUUUAUUUGUCAAGAGAUGGGACACUUGGCUAGAUCGUGUCCUGAAAAUCCAAGAGGAUUAUAUCCAGAAGGUAGUCGUGUUUUUAUAUUAACUUUGAUUUUGAAUUUUAACAAUUAUAACAACCUUUAUUAUUGGUUUUGAACUAUUUAGGUGGAGGGUGUAAGAUUUGUGGCUCUGUUGAACAUUUGAAACGAGAUUGUCCACAACUUUUGAAGAAAAAGAAUAAAGGUAAAACUACUGAUGUACACAUAGAUAAUUACCACAUAAAAAUUUUAGGAGUGAGAAAAUAAUGCCUUUCAUUGUAUGUGGUAGUCUUGUAUCUCAUCUGAAACUUCCAGGUACAGUAAAUGUACAUGUAUACAUAUUAUGUUGUUUGUAACUGCAGAUAAUACAACAGAGUCAGUGAGUCUGACAGUAACCGAAGGUUCAUCCCAUCACAGUGCUGAUGCACAAAACAAUGUGGAAACUGAAAGUCCUAAACAGAAAAAGAAACAUGGAAAAAGAAAAGAAAAAGUUAUAAAUUUUUAAGGUUAGUUGAUUUUUAUUCUGCUACAGACUGUAGUUUUAGUAGUACAUUAAUAUGUUUUUAAACCUCAAACAAAUGGAAAAUAGGUCGAAGUAGAAACCGUCUGAAAAAAACUAUUUUUAUAACUUAUGUCAAACUAUACUACAGUUAGAUGAAAAUUCACGCUACACGUUUGAAUUGUUAAUUAAUUGUGAUAGGUCCUUUGUAUGUUUGCAUGGCGAUAAAACAUAUGAUAGUUUUGUUUGUGGAAACACCACAAUAAGGUGGUGAUUUAUUACAUUUGCAGUAAUAAAUUUACGUGGUGUUUCCAGAAACAAAACUAUUAUAAUUGUGAUAGAUCGAUAAAUAUGCUCAUAGGUAGAUACAUAUGCUCAUAAAAUUAAGUUUUAUGAGCAUAUUAGCGUUAGUUUUUUUUUAAAGUUUUUAUUACAAUACUGCAUAUAUAUUUCAAAUCUACAUUUUCUCAUCUUAACUUAUAUAUUAUUGUGUAUAUGUAUAUCUCAAUUUUAUGGAAAUUAUAAAUAAUUAUGAUAACAUAUUAUUCCCUUAGGUCCUAGGACAGCAAAUUUGUAAACAAUCCUCAGCACCACAGAUAUUUUACAUGAAAUCAUAAAGUCAUUAAUAAUUCGUAAAGAAAAUUUAAUUCAAAAGAAAUAAAUAUUUAGUCAAUAUCUGCAGAUCUGAUGCAUGUUGAGAAGUCUGGAAAAUGAAACACUUGUGUCUUUUCCAUUACAUAUAAAUGAUAAAGCGUUUAUCAAAUGAUAAAAUAAUUCAUCGACCACUCCAUAUUUUCUGCAAAACACUCUUCACUGCCGCUCGCAUUUUUCUGUUCUUAUAACAAUAUAUAAAAGGAUUGACGAGCGCAUUAAACAGGGCAAUGGUAUCCGCUAUUGGCACGUAAAUGAACAACAAAGUCGCGUCUGGUUGUUGUUUAAACGAAAGGUACACCAAUAAUGCAGCAAUGGGUAAAUAACAGAGGGUGAGGAUUGCCACAAUAUAAAAUACCGUCCAUGUUGCGUUCCGCUCUCUUGUUUCAACCGUAAGUUUUGUACGAUCAGUUGUUUGGUGAGUGUCUUUGUUGGUUUUGGUAACAGCUGUAGGAGGGUCACUGGUAUUUUUAAACUGACUACUAGAAGGUUGAUCUUUUGCUACAAUUGUCUUUUCGUGACUAGUUGCUUGUUGAGCACUUUUGUCAGAAGCUUGAGGAUUAGGGCUGGUAGAGCUGCCACCAUCACUUGUGUUUUUAAAUUGUGGUGAGGUGUUAACUUCUGUAACUUUGUGUUGUGCAUUUCCUUGAAGUUGUUGUACAUUUGUAGCUUGAAAGGUAUCGGAGCUUUCUUGUUUUAAAUCCGUGCUUGUGGAAUUGUUGUUGAUGUCAGUUUUAACUUGAUGAGUUAUGAUAUCGCCUAUCAUAUCGCUACUGUCGUGCUGACGUAUUGACGCCUUGCUUGAAACUGUAUCAAGACUACCUGGUAGGUUUUUGGUGCUUUGUGUCUCGAGAUUCGUCUCUAUGACAUGCAGUUUCCCGUUUGAAUUGCUUUUAUCACUAUGCAGUUUUUUUUCGCUGUCAUUUGCUACGCGUUUAUCACUUGCUGUGAUGCUUGUUGCAUUCUGAAACAUUUCUGAGUCUGUUGCCUGUUCAUUUUUCUCCUGACGCUUAGAACCAAUUUCUUUCUUUGAAACAUUAGACAUUUCACCUUUUCUUGACACCACGUGACUUUCAGUUGAUCCAUCUGACUUCACAGUAGGCUGAACAUUAAUUUUCGUCGACUUAACCCCACUUUCUGAACGCUGAAUUCCAACAUUUGUUAAACUCCGUCUUUUUCCAUUCAAAACAUAAUUCACGCUUUCCUCCGUCUUUGAGUACAUAACUCCAGAGUUGUUUGACUCCGAGCCAAUACACCUGGAGUUUUCGUACCCUACGGUUAAUGACCCCGGGUUUCUGGACCUAGCGUUUUGGUACCCUACGGUUAAUGACCCCGGAGCAGUGGACAUGAUAGACCCCGGAGAAGUUGACAGCCGGGUUGGUCUGCUAUGCAGCCUUGCUAGUUUCCCAAUCUUAAAAUACAUAACAAGAUUCCCCAUCAACAAUGAAAACGCGACGAAGGUGAAGAAAGUGUAAAAGGCUGAGGUUAUUCUUUGGAAAAACGAGCGUAUCAAAAUAACCAAAAACCAUACGAACCAGAUCAGUAAUACUACAUAAAGUAAACGUUGUUUCGUGGCCAUUCUCCGAUGAAUAAUCGCUUUAAACAAAGCUAAGUAUCUUUCAAUUGUUAUCAAAGCCAACGUCAUGAACGACACUGGCCGAAGAUACUCGAGGAGCCGACGAACUAUAAGAAUAUAUACACACGAAGGGAAGCCGUAAAUUUCCGACAAAAGCCGAACAACGUAUAAAGGCUCUAGUACCACCGCCGAAACGAAGUCCAGAAAUGCCAAGCAUACUAAAAGCAGCGUGUUCGUACGUUGUAGCGACUUCUGUUUUAUGUAAACAUAGAUUAUAAGACCAUUGCCUAAAGCAGAUAGCACUGAAAAUAUAGAAAGCGCAACUAUGACUGAUAUAUAUGUGCUGAAUGUGUUUCCAGUUGGACGAACUUGUAAAUAGUAGAUCCCUAGGCAUCGGGUGAAGUAGGCGUCGCUUUUGUUUGUGUCGUUGUAUUGCAUUCUGUAGAGAACUGGUUUGUAACGCCAAUGUAAGAUGAUUUUCUUUGUCCAAUUCAAGUGACUCCUAACUUUUGUAAAAAUUUAUCCUUUCAAUAUUUAUCCUAAUAUACCAACGUAUAGCAUACAACUUUCAUUCAAUUCCUUUUUCUUGUACUGUUACUGUAAAAAAAAUGUUUUAUUGUUUCCAAGGCAGCUGUUGUUUUUGAACUAAUUUUUUCAAACGAUGUAUAUAUAGUGGGAUUAUUUACUUUGUUUCAAUUAGUGACUCCUUGCUUUGUUGUUGGAAGAACUUAUCUUUUCAUCAAUAUACGCUGUUACCUUCGAUUCCUUUUAACAAGAUUGUUUCAAAAGGGAUCCUUGUCGAGUUGAGUUUUUCACAAUUGUCAUCGAUGUUUUCACGAAAUAAGCCUGUAUACCCAGUACACGUUCUCUUGCAAACAAUCUGGUACCCGAAAUUGUUUGAUAAACCAAAGUUUUUUGCUAUGUACUUCCAAAGAAUUCACUUUGUCUGAAGUGUCCUCAAAUAGAUCCACUUUCCAGCUCUUGUUAAAACAACAAAACUUUAUCUUUUCCGCUUAUAAACUGUGGAAUUAGUCCUCUUAAGCCAAUUUCGUGUAUUAUUCCCAUAUAUUACACGUACGUAUUAUAUUCCAUCAAAUUCUCAUCAUUACAGCAUUAGAGUGCGCUGUAAUUCCGUUCAAGAGUACACAAUUGGCGUAGUUCAGUUCUACAUUUUAUCUGAAUGAUUGCUGUUGGGACAUCUUGCUCUGCGAAGACAAACACUUAUGUGUGGACUCUAUUUUAAGUUCUUCUCCUCAAUUUUUAGCUGAUUACUGCAUUUGUGUUUAUUUUGCGCUCACAUGGAAUUAGUUUGAUAUUUACAAGCAGAUUAGAGUUUUUUGUUUAAUUCACACCUGCAGACGACCGGCUGACAUCUCUUUUAUACUCUAAUGUGAUGAGGCAAAAUUUGCUGUCGCGCGUGAUAUGGUUUGUGAACUAAUUAAUAUAAUUGUAUGUUGUGACAGGAUUUUGUAUUCACGACAUUCGUUGAAGAAUUCAUUUACCUUCAAAAAUAGAAAAUACUUCUUACGAAUUUACGUGAAUUUUACAAAACUUUGACCUGGGAUAGACGCCUAUAUAGCUGUUCCUCAAUUGUCCCAUGAAAUAAUUGAGGAUUAAUUAAUGUAACUGCUUGUUGUGAGACUUGUGACAAGCUCAAAUUGAUGUAAAUUUCAUAAAAUUUUGAUCUGGGAACACGCCUAUAGCUGUUUCUAAAUUGUCCCGUGAAAUAGUUGAGGAUUAAUUAAUGUGUAACUGCUUGUUGUGACAAAGUCAGAUUUAUGUAAAUUUCAUAAAUUUUGAUCUGGGUUAAGGCUUAACUUUAGCUAAGCCGAUAGCAAUUUGAUAAUGCAAUUUAUGCACUUUCCGAAGUUGCUUUAGUGCACACGACACAAUAGCUUGAAAUCGAGGUGGACAUUGUGAUCCAUUGUAUAAAUAAGUAGCUUUCAUUGACAGCCAAUAAACUCAUGCAGGAAGAGUAUGUUAAUGCAAUUUAAUUUUUGGGAUAAGUCACAUGCCUAGUUAUACAAUGCACAGAUUGUUCUGAUGAUAUAAGCACAGAAUACUAUACAGAAGCAGUCCCCCCCUGGACAUUUUGACUGCUUCUGUUUACGGUACUUGCUGAGUGACGAAUCAUGACGAAUAAGCGAAAAAAACAAUGGAGAUGGCUUUCUGUGUAGUAUUCUGUGAUAUAAGCAUACAAUGCACUGUAAAAACAGAUUGGUUGAAACAGAUUGGUUGUUUUAGCCAAUCUGUUUUGCAGUGUGGCAUAAAGGUGACUAAGCAUUUAAAAAAAAUAUGAUUGAAUUGGAUGGCAAUUAACGAGCAUGCAUAUGAAUACAUAUUCAUUGCCUGAUUACGUCCAUCAGGCAAUUCUUGCAACCCUUGCUAUGUUUUAGUCUACUGACUGGCUUGCUCACAUCCAGCAUUAAUUUAGUUUUAGAUAUGUUCGACAUUUUCCUAUUUAGUGUAUUGUUCUCCAAAAUUUGCUAAUAUUUCUGAAGUUUGCACGAAGGCAAUUACUUGCUAUGUAAACAGCUGUAUCUGUUCUUCAAUAUGUGAUAAAACGUGUCAGAUUUUUCAUUAAAAGUCUAUUCCUAUGACUAAUUAUAUACUCGAGCGGGUGUUCGUUAUUGAAAGCUGAACUAAUAUGUUUCUUUAUUCAUAGUAUGGCCUUUGUAGUCGUGUAACUAAUUCUAGUUUGUGAAGAACGAGGCCACAGAAUAGAGACAAACAGAAGCCCGUGUUCUUGGUUUUUCCUAUGAUUUUGGCAUAACCGUAAUUCGUCAUCAAAAUGCUGACGCCAUGAUCCUAGCCAGUGCAUUUAAUUAUGAGAGGCAUUCACCCCCAGACGUCCAGGGGGUGAAUGCUUUACAUAAGCGCACUGGCUAAGGACCAUGGUGUCAGCAUUUUUUUGGCUGAGUCGACCUUCUGUGUGUCUUUAUUCUGUGACAAGGUCUUUGAAUGGCUGGAUAGCUAUGUAACAAAGCUGUAGCAAUAAUUUUUCAACUAUGAAAACAUUGAUAGGCUGCAAAUUAAGGUCUAUAUAUUGCAUGAAAUUUAAGUAUGUUAUUUUCCAAUUAUAAAACUAGUAUAAAAUCUCAUUGCCUAAAGCCCGAAACUUUCUUCAUGCAUUUGUCAAUAAGAGAAUGUAAACCUUGGGUUAUGUUGAAUGGUUCGACCAAAACAAGCCAGCACAAAUGCCUCAACACCCCCCUCAAACGCCCCCACAUUCUCAUGCUUGGUUAAUUAUCUUGGCGCCAAAAUGCGGAACGUGGGUUGUAUAUGUGCAGGAUAAUUUGGUAGAUAAAUAAAUUGCUUUCCUUCCUUCAAGUCUAAAUGAUGGCAGGGAAAUAUAGUUCAAUCUUUGACGUUCGUCCUGUAGUUUAUCAUCAUUGGAAUAUAAAAACGUAUUUUGUUGGAACAGUUGCUGUCAUGCAGGUCGAAUUACUCUAAGUUUACCUCGGAAAGGGGUUUGAUUUCCUUUGCGAAAAGUUCACGUAUGAAAUAAAUCCAUUUUCACGUGUAAAGUGUUCCAGUACCACAGUAAGAAGUAAUAAUUUCACAUGUGAGAUUAAUUUUUACACAUAAUUUCACAUAUAAAAAAUUAUAUGAAACGUAAAAAAAUUCUACAUUUCAGAUGCGAAAUGACCAUUGUCACAUGUUCAAUGUUCCAAUUCAACAUAAGAUUUCACAUGUGAAAAAUUAUGUGAAUUUAAGUUCUUUGUAUGUUUGCAUGGCGAUAAGUAAGCCCGGAUCUUCAUCAGUGCUAAUAAUAUAUGAUAAAAAUUUGCUGUAAUAAAUUUACGUGGUGUUUCCACAAACAAAACUAUCAUGUGAAUUUAUUGGGAGUUAUAAAGGGCGCGGGAAAAUACAGGCACCACGCAGUUAUUAUUGUUUAGCCCGCAAAGCAGGCGCUCGCGGGCUUGGUUAAGGCAACAAACAAGCCUGUUUACACUUGCAAUAUUUGCUUCGAUUAUAGGUGCGAUUUCCUUCUUCUGCAUGUGGAUGACUUAUGAAUGUUCAGAACAUACUGUGUAUACUCACAACAUUCAUAACUCAUGUACUCGUUCACAUCCUUCAGAAGAAGAUAAUCGCACCAGAAUGGCAGCAGGGUCUUAGCUAGAGGGCCGUGUUGGCCGUGUUAUCGCGGCCAAAAGUGGAAAAACACGGCUAGAUAAAAUGAACGCGGCUUCAUUAUUUAUAUAAGGCCGUGUAGGUUCAUAAAAUAAGGUCUUGCUACUUACAACAGACAGAAUUUCUUCCUAUUUACGUCGUAAGAAAGUUUGUAAAAUCUACUGUUGUUGUUGAAAUUGGAAAAAGUGAUCUGUGAUGAGUUUAAUGUUUUGAUCGAUAAUGGGAACUGUAUGGUGUUAAAAUGGUUUUAAAUACCCCAGGAGUUGCUGAAAUAACUGGUUGCAAAGCAUAGAACAACAUGUUGUUGGCGAGCAUAACUAGAACCGUGAUUUUGCUAUUCAAGGUAAUUGACAUGUGCACGCCCUGGUCAUUAGAAACACGCCCAAGAUCUAAGAUCCUAGCUAAGACCCUGAAUGGGAGCAAAAAUUACACUUGUAAACGGGUCUUAACAUAGAGUAUGUAUGCGGAAGCCGAUUGCACUUGAGUGGAUUAUUAACUUGGUAGCGGCAAAUUUUUAAAAAAAAUUACCUGUAAUAAGUAUAACAAUGCCUAACUAUUCACACCUCAUAACCCUAAUUAGCUAACAAUGAAAUUUUCCUAAAUUUUUGUGAGGAAAUACAAUGGUUUUGGGACAUUUAUAUGAAAAGUCAUGCACCCAUACUCGUAAUAAUACAUGCAUAAUUCCUGUUAUGGUUGUUAUGGUAUAUGAUAUCUCAAACCUAGGACUUUGGUUUGUCGGAAUGUCAAUCGGUGUGAUUUCGUGAUAGGAUAUUUAAAUUUUAUGUAAAAGGUCUUUAUGCAUCUCUCGCAUCGGUGAAAACAACACUUAAGUGUUGGAAAAACAUCAAAAGUAGCGCUAAAUUUAAAAAAAUCGUCUCUUACUCCUAAAUAUAGACUAAACAUGGCAAACAUGCUCGUUCCACUUCAGUUUUCGCGCGACGAAAACAAAUAUAUAUAUAUAUAUAUAUAUAGGACAAGUCGGUUUGACUUUGAUAAUAUUUCGCAACGAUUUCGAAAUACGAAAGUAAAACAAAGUUUCCUAGUUGUUUAAUAUUGAACUAGAAAUUAAGAUUUUACUUGUUAAUUAGUUGCAGUAGUUUGAUCAAUAUUUAAGUAAAUAUUCAUAAUAAAUUGAUAUAGAAAUAUAGAGGUUCAGUAAGGUCCAUUUCUUUUUGGUUCAGCGUUUCUUCAAAAGGAAACCUAAACUAAAAACUAACCUUAUCUAUAUACAGGGUGUAUCAAGAUAAACGCAAUUCAUCUUUUGUGCUUAAUAACUUUCGAAAUACUAUUUCUAGUUAAACGCUUUUAGGCUUACUUCAAAGCCUGUUCUUUUCUCUUUCAAACAAAUUAUUAUCCUUGUCUCCAAUGCUAGUAAUAAUUGCACAGGAAAAGAUUUAGUAAACCUAUCAUUUUUAGUUGCUGUUUAAUUAUGCAAGUUUACUAUGUUAUUGUUUAAUCGGUUUAAAUGUUAGAAUUUUCUUCUUUAAACUUUAAUGUUGUCGUCACUACAUCUGGAAAACCACGUAAGAACAAAUUAAAAGUAUUUUAAAAGAGACCAGGUUGUUUGAAAAUCCUAAACGAAUGCUAAAAAUCGUCAAAACAUUCUGGUGUCUGAGCCAGAGUGUCAUCGAAUUGCGAUGUAAUGUAAACAGAAAUUAUAGCAAGUUGAUGUCAGUCAGCUUAGAUGGUCCAAGCCGAAAUUAUAUCGCAUUUGAAGUUUCAAACUGAGUUAAAAAUAGUGGAAGAAAAGCCGUAAUUAUACUUAUUGUUACAAUCCAUUUAAUAAAAUGCAAUAUUUUUUUGUUUUAAUGAAAAAAUCAGCGGUUAUUUGCAUGAGAACGAUUUGUUAUUCCAUCUCAAUUUUUUUAAUCUCCAAUCGCAAUAACGUAAAGUAUUAUUAGCCGCGAACCAAUGAGUCAAAUUUAAGAAACAACCCACUGUUAGAAAGCUGAAUGGCUACGCUUUAAAAUGAAUGUAAACUUUAACGUUUUCGUUUAUUAUUUGUUUAGCAAUUUACAUUUCAGUCGAGGAUUGCGCUUUUUUUGAUACACCCUGUAGUUCUUCCCAGACGGGUGCAGGAAUUGCAAGUACGAUUCCUGCCACAGAGGACGUAUAGUGUCAGUGUCUUCCCAACCGUUCCUGAUUAGAUAUAAAAAGUGUGUGAUAUAUAUCGUCACUUGAAUUUAAACCUAUCUACUCCAAUAUAUCCAUUAAUAAAGCCCAUCCUUUGUUCAUCCAGUGUUACUACAGGAGUAACCGGUCAUUUAGUACUGAAGAGUCUUGGCUAUAGAAACCACUUCUCGCAUGCGACUAUAACAUGAAAUAAUAAUCCUAUAUAUUAAGUAGCUUAUUUGGCUGAAAUCAUUGCUGUUUACUUAAGAUAGCUCCUUAUUUCUUCUUAAAUAAUCAUACGCGACUAAUCUUCAAUAUGCGAUGAAGCCUCUCGGCUCUUGGUUGACUAUAGUGACAAAAUCACAAAUCAAAACAAUACAUAAUUGUUUGUUGAUAUGGAGCUUAUUGAGGCUAGCCACUUGGACAAGGUAUAUUUCAUUAAGUACACUUCACUUGAGAAUCACCCGGAAUUCUGGCUAGCUGACACGCGUUGCUUCUACUCAAUGAUAUCAAAAUAUGGUUCCUGGUACCAGUGAUAACCUUUCAUCUCGGGCCUUAAUUCGACUUCUGUAUUGCGCGAUUCUCGCAAUACUCAAUCUCAUGUGAGAAUACUAGACACAAUAGGAGUUAAAAUAACUCCAAAAAUGUGUUGUUUUGUCACCAAAAGCGUUGACAGAAUUACUCUUUUGGAGUUGUCUUGACAUUUACAGUGAAGAAUGCUUCCAGUUUAACUUCACCAAACACCGCACAUGUUGUUUCUUAAGUUUCUCCGGUUUUCUCUUGUAGUUACACUGUACCUAGUUUUUUAACCUCCAGGGACCAGUUGUUCAAAGCUGGGUUAGUUUAACCAUGGGUUAACCUGAAAUUCGAAGCAAACUUUCUGACAGCUUGUCUAUAAAUUUGGAGAUAUUUCUUCAGAGAUCUUGUCUGGAUCGAUAGCAGUUCACUUCUCUGACGUUUUGAAAUACACAGAAGUGUAGAAAUACACAAACUACAACAGCAGGUUAAAUUUUAACCUAGGGUUAGUGCUAACCCACCUUUGAACAACCGACCCCAUGCAGUAUGAUAUUCUCAUGAUUAUAAUUUCACUUCAGUUGCGUGUGAAGAUGAAGCAGAGUGCCUGCUUCCAGAAUUUGACCAAACAACGCAAGUUUUUCCACCGGUAUUCCUGUUUCCUCUUGUAGUAAAUGUGGACCAAUACAGCCACAAGAGAUGGCCCUUAUUGGACCGCUAAGAACUGGUCAAGCUGUCUUGUAAAAUAAAGUAUUUUAGUUUAGGUUUCCUCUAUGCAGUAACAUUUAGAGAUAACCCUUAUUAGACCUCUAGGGGGAACAGUUGAAGGACUACAGUCAGUUUGGUGUAUAUAGCUUGUUUGUUUUUGUUUCCAUAUGAAUAUCUCGUAUGCAUGUACUUUAAGAAUAUAAAAGAUUACAAGGAUUUUAUCUGAUAGACCGCUACCAUCGUACAGCAGUAAGAUCAAGUGGCACCCUGUGGGGUCGGUCGUGGUUGUAUUUGCUUUAAAAAUUAAGAUACUAGAAAGCUUGCGUAAUCUUUCAGGAAGGAGUUAGUAUAUCGAUUAGUACCUCAUUAAAUAAGUAAAUAUCUCAAUCAGCUUACGAAAUUCCUGUGAUCAUUUUCACACGGAAUACGACUGUCGACUUAAGACUGCGUUGAGUUAUAGUACCAUUUUAAUUUACUUGUGGUUAACGGCCAUUUCCUUGCGGCCCGCACAUGAGUAUGUUUUUAAUAGUUUCAUGCAGUACUUUUUGGCAGUUGUUCAGAAAUGUUCUGAUUCUCUGAAAGAGUCUGUCUGUCCAAUAAGGAUUAAAACGUAGGUAAUGCCUUUGCGGCAGACUCUCACAAUAGUUUAAACUUCAAACUGUUAUGCUUGUGAUGUUACUCUGAGUGUAUAUCCACACCGGGCAAGUUUGAAAAAAUAUGCCUGUCCACGGUGGGAAUCGAACCUACGACCUUUGGAAUGUUAGCCCAAUGCUCUGCCAACUGAGCUACGCGGUCAGGUGGGUUAGGGUUAGGGUAAAAAUUCAAACUGUUAGUUCUCGGUGUGGGUAUAGUAGUCUUGGAAUGAAAUACACGCCUUUUGUGCAGGUAGAUUCUAGCGUAUAAUUUAAACGACAGGUUCUUAGCAAAGUGAGUGUUCUCGAGUACAUCACAUGUUACACGUGGUUCUCAGCGUUGGUAAUGGUUUCGAAUACACAUCCUUUGUGGUAGAUUGUCACUAGCAUACAAUUCAAAUGACUUGUUCUUAGCAUAGUGAGUGGUUUUCAAGUAUAUGUGCUGUUACUAGUCUAAACAAACACUUGGUUCUCAGCGUGGGUAAUUGUGUUGAAUUGUACGCGUUCUUUGUGGUAAAUUCUAUACCCUAAAGUGUAAACUUCAAACUGUUGUUCCUCAGUGUAGGUAGUAGUCUUGAAAUACACGUCCUUUGUUGUAGAUUCUCACUAGUCUAAACUUCAAACUGUUGGUUCUCAGUGUAGGUAGUGGUCUUGAAAUACACGUCCUUUAUGCAUGGUAGAUUCUCACUAGUCUAAACUUCAAACUGUUGGUCAGUCUCAGUGUAGGUAGUGGUCUUGAAAAUGCACGCCCUUUGUAGUAGAUUCUCACUAGUCUAAACUUCAAACUGUUGGUUCUCAGUGUAGGUAGUGGUCUUGAAACGUCCUUUGUGGUAGAUUCUCACUAGUUUAAACUUCAAACUGUUGGUUCUCAGUGUAGUUAGUGGUCUUGAAAUACACGUCCUUUGUGGUAGAUUCUCACUAGUCUAAUGAUCUUCCAACGGUUUGUUCGCAGUGCAUAUAGGGAGUGGUCUUGAAAUACACCUUCUUUGUGAUAGAUUCCGCUGGCUAAACUAUAUGCCAUGCACAUGGUCUAUAAAUUGGUCUAUAAAUUGGUCAUGACGCUCACUCGCUUAGGGGAGGUAACGGGAAAGGACAAGAUGUUGAAUCUUAUGUGAUCACUUGGAAAGCACAAACGUGUACAAUAUUACGUCCGGAGACUCAAACCUUUUUCAAGAACGGGAAACACUCGUGCAGUUCCACAUUAAUCACCGAAUACAGACACUAGUCAAAGUCAAAGUCAAAGUGACAAAGACUAUAAUAAGUCUGAGGAAAAAAAUUCAAACAACGAAUGCAUCGGUUUGUUGCGUGUUGUUGAUAAAUUUUUGUCUAAGUGCUCGUGAAAACGUUCUUGAACAGUUUAACGGCCAACAUUUUGAGUAAAUGCCAUUCUUCAGAAAUUUGGAAAGUUUUGUGGGCUAUAGUCACGCAACGGAUUUGACCGUUGGAUUUUGUUACAAUAUAUAAUCUGUAUUGAUUACCAACUUCAUACAUGAUACAACGGAACAUAGGAGAUAGGAAGGAAAUGAGGAUUAUUAACAGAUAAUACACAAACACGUCUGAUCUUUAAUGAAAUACUUUUUCUUCAAUUUUUACAAACUUAACUAAUAAACACCUUUGCUAUGAAAUGAAAAACUAUGGGUUUACAUCAAAAACUUUAUAUAUAUAUUGUAUAUUAGUAACGAUCUUUGUUUCAAGUACCUGUAUAGAUUAUAAUUAUACACUUCUAAAAGUCAUGGUGAUGCUUUAGGUUCAAGCAAAGAGUUUCGUAAUUUUCGUGUCAGGAUAGCAGAUUCAUGCAUGUGGUCGGAAAUUUUCAGAAAACGUUUGAAAGUGAGAUUAAAGGAGCGUAGUUCUUUUUCUUAUGCAUGCUCAUCAGCGGGGUUUACACUAUCAAAGUUUCUGUGAACACACUUAGGAAUUUUGCAUCGGUAAAUUUUGAAGGAUUUGUAAGAAAUGUUUGAGGAACUUAACACGGUUCCUCAAACAUUUCCUACAAAUUCUUCUUCAUCACCGAUGCAAAAUUCCUACUGUGAAAAGUUUGAUAGUGUAAACUAGGCUUUAGGAACAUGAAGACAGGAAUUAACAUGCAGAUUUUCUGAUAACUGCUGGCUAACCACAUCAUCUGCUGCACGCUAUAUAGUUCUCAGUGGAACCAACGAAUCACGUCACUCUUUGCAUGCCAGAUGGCCAAAGUCUGAGGACACGUUUCGUUGAUUGACAUGUUUACGAAAAGAUAACCGCACCGCUAAAGAGUCUUUUUUGUCUACUUUUUUCAGUUUGUAACUUUUGGAGUGUGCAUCAUAUAUUGAGAUCAUGGGAAAAUGAUCUUCCUCGACCGUAUGGCACUGGAACUUUCAAACUGAUAAUAUUCAAGCCAUAUUUACAUUUAUUUAUGCAAUUCAGUACUGUACUAGAAAACUACUUAAGUCAAGUAUAUAUGUUCAAAUAUUUAUAUAUACUGUCUGCGAUUUUUUUCUUAUCGUAAGAAGGCAUUGUUUAUCGUAAAAAAGCUAGCUGCUACAAAAUAUAAGUCCACCUAAAAGCUUUGUUUAUAGUUUAAAGAUUAUAUUAUCGAUUUUAAAACAUUUUCUUGACUGUGAGCCUACAGCAAAAAUUACAAGUCUGCACAAUUGCUUGACAAGUAGGUUCGUCAUGCCAAAUUUUGAACAAAGCAAAUUUUGUUGUAUAUCAAAACUUCUUUGUCUCAAACUGCACGCGUUCACCGUAUUAGAAAUACGUCAAUUUUGGCAAAGGCAAUUAAAAGUUGUCAAGAAUUCAAACUUGUUGUUGUUUUCUUGCUGUACCUCACACGUAUAAGGUCAAGGUAACUUAUGUGAUGUAAGAGGCUUUAACGUUUAAGUAUGUAUUUACAAUAAAACAAUAAACCGGCGUACUUAUUACCACAUGGCAUUAUAUAAUUGCCUGUUCCCCUUUGUUUAUGCCUCGCAGGCAUUUACUAUAAAGACAUUUCUCAGCUUUUCUCAACGUAGAAGUUCCCAAGUUGUUGACAAAAGCUGAGUCACGAAUGACGACAGCUCUUCUUAAUAUAGAUCUAAGUUGUUGACAGCAUUUUUGUGAGUUCCUUGAAUCACCAAGCUUUUUCUUCCAGGAGUAACGGGGGUUGUUCACAUAUGGAGCCGGCUGGCCCGAUUAACGGGGAGGAUUCGUGUAAUAAAGGUCUUAUCACAGCUUUCAUAAACACUUCAAAAUGACAUUUCAAAGUUUUGAAUUAGUUUAGUUUGAUUCCAAUGACGGUAUAAAGUUGUUCAAAAGAUCUUUUAUGGUUGUGAAAAAAAAUUCAUGACACGCUUCAUCCCGGGUAGCCGGUGACCCUGGCCCGACUCAUAUGAACAGCCCCUAAGUUAUUUGAUGGGAGAGAGUUCAUGAAUUUCUUGAAUCGUUGGGACACUUUUUAUCGGAGCUGCUAUUCUGCAACAUCAAUGAAUUUCUCGCGCCAACUUCGUUACACGAAUCGCGUUUUCUAUAACCACGACGGCACACGAAGGCAAGCACGGCGUUCUUCAGUUUUGGGUUGCGCAAACAAUAGAUGAAGGGGUCCAGAGUGGAAUUUAAGAACGCGAACGCAUCAGCCCAUGGGAGGUACCCAAACAGAAACUGCAUUGAAUGCGAUUGACCGUUGAUAACCGAGUAUAAUAUUGCCCCCAGCAUGGGUAGAUAACAUAUGACCAGACUCAAAAAGAUAUAGAAAAGCGUUCGUGUGCUUCGCUUGUCUUUUGCGAGGAUUUUUCUUGAGCUACGAGUAUCGCACAUUUUCUGCGCGGUUGCGCGCCGAUCCUUUGUAUACACCGAAGCCAUUUUCCCGAUUUUGACGUAGAUUACAGUGUUUGCAGCCACUAACGCGAUUAUUAUGAAUAAGGCCAUGAAAUAGUAGAUCACCACAAAAAAGUGGAAAAAUCGUAAACACGUCGUAACGAGCGCAAACAGCCAAAUUAUAAUCAUUGUUAUUUUAAUACGUCGUCUCAACGAGCUCGUACGAUACUUGACGGGGCAGAAUAACGCUUGGUAGCGUUCGUAGGUUAUGAGGCCGACGGAGAGGAACGAGACCGGCACACUGAAUUCAAAGAGUCGUCUUAUAACCAACCAGUACAAGCAGUAAUGUUGAUCAAAUAGUUCGAGCGUCAGACGGCUGAUCAUUAACGGUUGAACCAACACUGUUAUCAAUAAAUCUGCCGUGGCAAGAUAUGCGAGAAGCGUUGUGUUGAAUUCGUGCCGACGAAAUGUCUUGAAGUAAGCUAUGAUCACUAAGAGAUUCGCUACACAUCCAACUGCAGUCGCAAUGGCAGAUAAAACGAUGUUUGCCAUAUAGUUAUAAUAGUAGAUCCCAGUUGGAGCCUUGUUUAAGUAAUACACACCAUUUUGACACAAUUCAACAAGAGAUUCGCUGCCGUUCUCCCAAACUGAACUCAUUGUUGCAGCCAUGCUCACCUUCGCCAUAUGUUAAUGCUUUGAGAGCUCGCACCAAAAUGCGCCAAAAUUUGAAGAGGGCUUUAAUUUUUAUGCGUAAUCUUCACAAGCAAUCCCGCCCUCGCUAUAUUUCCACUUAUCAGACGUAUAUGUAGUCGGAAGUAUGUUACAAUAUCCGCUUACUGAAUCCUCUUCACAGCUCGAUGUGCAUUCAUGAUUUUCAUAUGAUAACAGUGUCUCCCCAGGAUAUAGGCUAACCUACGAACAGAGACGAGAAUUCGGUAUAAUUAAUAUCCAAACAACCCACACAAAAUCUCUUAUGCAAGAAUCCCGAAAACAAAACGUUAUACUAUAUGAACAAAUCGCGUGACCAUUCGUGUCCCC
This is a messenger RNA of Paramuricea clavata, 17097 nucleotides long. Lineage: Eukaryota; Metazoa; Cnidaria; Anthozoa; Malacalcyonacea; Plexauridae. The record is from the annotation of a GenBank genome assembly.